AUGUCCACUACCGCCACCAUCGCCAAGGCCGCCGCAGCCUUCACUCCUGAAAUGAACAAGGCAGUCAUCCUCAAGUACUUCACCGAGUACUGGGCCAAGGGCAACGCCGACAUUGUCGACGAGGUUUGCCUCCCCAACUAUGUCAUGCACUACCCUCUCCAUGGUACUACCACUGGCCGCACCAACGCCAAGGCCUUCAGGACCAACUUCAGCGAGGGCUUCCCCGACCUCACUUUCUGGGCUGUUGGCCCGCUCAUCGCCGAGAACACUCCGGAGGGCGACUUCGUCGCCGGCCGCUGGGAGGGCGGCGGUACCCACACCGGUCCCGUCCCUGGCCCCUCGAUGGUCUACGGCAACUUCAAGGAGACCGCCACCGGCAAGAAGAUGGUCUUCUCGGGCACGACUGUGUUCCGUCUCGAGAAUGGCAUGAUCGCCGAGGAAAUGGGUGAGGAGGGUGCCAUUUCCGCUCUCUCUCAGCUUGGCAUUGUUGGCCCCCUCAACUUCUGA
Apiotrichum porosum is the source of this 507-nucleotide messenger RNA. RefSeq lists its product as uncharacterized. The coding region runs from base 1 to 507 and encodes 168 amino acids. The record is from RefSeq and is a predicted model, not a curated record. The transcript is spliced from 3 exons. Gene Ontology annotation, biological process: polyketide metabolic process. NCBI's taxonomy places the organism in Eukaryota, Fungi, Basidiomycota, Tremellomycetes, Trichosporonales, Trichosporonaceae.